This is a messenger RNA of Trematosphaeria pertusa, 345 nucleotides long. RefSeq lists its product as uncharacterized. NCBI's taxonomy places the organism in Eukaryota, Fungi, Ascomycota, Dothideomycetes, Pleosporales, Trematosphaeriaceae. The annotation marks the transcript as partial. The record is from RefSeq and is a predicted model, not a curated record. The transcript has a single exon.
UGCGGUUCCAGCAUAUCGGAAGCUCGCACGAAAGGCUGCAUCUUCGAUAACCUAUCCUACUCAUUCGUCCCACCCGCCUGCUACCACGAAGACCUCUUAGAGUCGUUCCGCGCACGCUCGAACAUCACGUAUUACACCUCGCGCGAUUUCUCCACCGAAACCCUCAUCCCACAGGAAGAGAUCUAUGCUGGCGACUGGUCUGAAGCCUUCUCAACGAAGGAGCAGCACCCCGUGCACUGCGCCUUCAUGUUGAGCAAGAUGCACGAAGCGCUUUUGAAGCACUUACCGUUGGAUAACAAGGUGAUGAGCUUCGAGCAUACGAUUCAUUGUGGGCAGGUACUGAUG